UGUGUGUGUGUGAAAUAGUUUGGCGGGGGAGGGGAUCGAUGGGGGGCACCAUCAGCGCGUGCCCACACCUUAGAAAACAAGUGGCCUCGUGUCAGCUUCACACCUCGGACCCGGCACGCGCUUUACAGACGGCGCCUCAUUGGCUGCUGAAGCAUGCAGCAGGGUGAUAAAUGCUAAACCAUAACCCGAGCCAUUUAAUGAUAAACAAAAGCCCCCAACUGUCUGGUGGUGGAGGUAUAAGGGAGGAGAAGGAGAUGGUGACCAAUGUCUCCUCGCACCUUAUUUUUAACAAGCGCGCGCACUCAACGUUUGGCGUCACCUUCGCACUGACACCUUUCUGAUUCUGCCCUCGGCGCGUGCCUUGACGAUUUAGCUAAAGGCGCGUGGGAACGUUACACACGCCAAAGAUACAACGUUACACACACCCUGAAGCCCAAACAUCUCACAGGUCAUUAACCAAUGCGCGAGUUUACUUUGCCGUCAGCGAUCACGUGACGAUGAAACCACUUCUCUUCAUGUUGGAGGCACAUCCCUCGACCCCAGGAUGGAGCUCAUCACCGUUUGUUUCCGAAAUACGGCGAUGGUGUUAACGAGACGUGUUAAGACCAUCACACGUUUAAAAGUGUGUGUCGAGGUGUGUGUGCUCUCACUGUUCAACAUACAGUUUCUAACAAACUCUGGCGUUGUUCUUACAAAGUUCGUCUCUUUGGGGAAAAGGAUAUUUACUUUAAAUCAUGGGGACUCCGAGAAUGUCCAGCCGCAGAGCAUCCAGAAGAGUUCUGAAGCCGGUGAUUGAGAAGAAAAGAAGAGAUCGGAUCAAUCAGCGAUUAGAUGAACUGAGAACUCUGCUCCUGGACAACACCCUGGACUCGAGAUUACAAAACCCUAAACUGGAGAAAGCAGAGAUUUUGGAACUCACAGUGGAGUACAUCAGGAAAAAGGCCACAAACACGAAGGAAAAUGCUGCAGAUUGCAGCAGAGAUCCAGGUGACCACGUCACCCCUGCACAGUCUACCGUGAGACCCCGUGUGCCCCUCGCAGGACUUCACGGUGGUCCUAACGUCCAUGGCCUUGCCCCCAGCAGCCCGCUCUACACAGCCGGCUUCCAGGAGUGCAUCUCUCGGCUGACCAGCUUCAUCGAUUGUGUGGAUCUGUCUCAGCGCGAGAACUUUAUCCAGGGCCUUCGCCAUCACCUGCAGUCGCACACCGAUGCCCUUUCGCAUGUCAGAGGUCACGGGAAGACUCACACGUGGGUCACGGGCGACCCCCGAGCGAACACGGAGUCCUUCUCUUUUGCUAACGGGUUGUAUCCUAAUUCAUUCGUCCUGCAUCACCCGUAUCCAUCUCCUCCAUACUCUCUGUCCCCUCCUCCCUCGCCCUGCUACUCCUCUUCCUCUCCCACGUAUCUCUCCGUCCCCUGCCACUUCCACUUCCCUACAUCCGUCUCUCCUCUCUCCGACUCCUCCUUGUCCUCCUCGUCUGUCAGUUCCUCCACUUCGGCAGUUUCAGCGAGCUUAGCACCGGCCACACAGGCUCCUCCACGACCUCUGACCCCUCCCUGCAUUGCGGCCCAGCAUUCUCUGAGGCGAGAGCUCUUCCCGAGUCACACACACGGCAUCUGGAGGCCGUGGUGAGCCCAUACACACACACACACACAGAGGACUACUGUAAUAAACAUACCACGGCUGGGUCUUAUAAAAAGUCCCCUCAUUGUGGCCAGGUUUCAUCUCAUUGCCGAGGACGUAGUGAGAUUGCGAGUUGUGAGGAACACAAGUUUAUAUCUGUGACAUUUUCCCUCAAAUAAUCUCCAUUGUUUUCUUAAAGCUGAUCUAUUCCACCUGUCUUUCUCUCUAUUAUAUACAGAUCCUGUAAAUAUAUUUAUUUUUCUUUGUAAUGUACAGCCAUGAAAAUUUAUUGUACGGUUUAACUAAUAAAAGCUCUA
Messenger RNA from Silurus meridionalis, 1942 nucleotides. It is a transcript of the gene her1, whose product is annotated as hairy-related 1. The transcript is spliced from 6 exons. Gene Ontology annotation, biological process: regulation of neurogenesis; regulation of transcription by RNA polymerase II; anterior/posterior pattern specification. The coding region runs from base 735 to 1634 and encodes 299 amino acids. Lineage: Eukaryota; Metazoa; Chordata; Actinopteri; Siluriformes; Siluridae. Gene Ontology annotation, molecular function: RNA polymerase II cis-regulatory region sequence-specific DNA binding; protein dimerization activity; DNA-binding transcription factor activity, RNA polymerase II-specific. Gene Ontology annotation, cellular component: nucleus. The record is from RefSeq and is a predicted model, not a curated record.